UGGAUGAGUGAGCCAUCCAUGACAAAAUAAACAAAAUAUUUGUAGGAACUAGUUUUCUUUUAAGCUUGCCACAUGAUAAUCAGCUUCACCAGAAUUACCUUUUUUCAUAUGUCAUUUCAAUACUUUCCACCACAAAAAAAGCCUAUAUUACUGGCAGUAAAAUUGGCAGGUGAAGUUUCAAUGCCCAUCCUCUCCUCUUCGAGGCGCAGUCAUCUUGCAUUUCUCAGAGUAGGAAGUGCAGCUUGCGGUAACAGUGAAUUGAAAGUACGCCAUAAAUAUGGCGCCAAAAGAGUUUUCAAGCUGAUGAUAAGAGCUGAUUUUUCUCUGUGUUGUGUUUUUUCUUCUUCUCUGGAGGUGGGAGGGAGAGAUUGAACCCAAAGACCUGCCAGUGAAUUUGUGCAGAGCGGUGUGUGCACGUCAGUACACCGGGCAGAGGAAGCGAGGCAAGGCAGCAAGUGAAGACGAGGAGAACUCAAUGUUUUAUUUUUGAAGGAGGGACGUUGCGAAACUGGCUUGCAAUCUUUUCUGACUCAUCGUUUGGAAAUAAAGCAUCCUUUUUCUUUUUUUUCACGCCACCUCCUCUUGCUUCCCCGUCACCUCCUUCCUUUACCGCUUGGCACCGGAGAGGAAAACACCGUCGGAUUUUGACACCACGUUUGGGCAGCUUUUUUGCAAAAUGCGACAUGCUUUCCUGUGAGAGGUAUGUUGUGCGCACCUCGCAGCCUGCUAACCCGUGAGCAGCAGCAGCAGGACCACCACUGUGUUUGUUGUUGUUGACUUGCAACUCAGUCUGGCUGCCACUUUGGGAUUUUAUUUCGGAUUUUUGCUCUCGGUGGCCGGUCUUUGCAGGGCUGACGUGCUGUCAACACGCACAGUGAGGGGGAGGGAAGGGAGGGGAAGGGACAGUCCUGUCACCCAACGUGGAUCCAGAGUCGGGGCUGUUUAGCAGCACUGCUAGCAGCCUGCCAGGGCACCGGGUGGGCAAAACUGAACUCCUGCUAAACCCCUCCACUGUAAAACUACAUGUGCCUGGCUCCCAAUGAUCUCCUAAUCUCUGGGAGUGUGGACGUCUCUGCAUCCGAAGCUGACUGCUAUCAAGAUGGAGAGCGAAAAGAAGAGGAGGAAAUACUCCACGAGCAGCAACGACUCCGACACCACCGACAGUCAGAUGACGUCGUGGUCGAGGUCAUCCAAGAAUACGGUCACCAGCAGCACAUGGGUCCGCCUCCAGCACAAGAAACCAUCAGAGGUAUUUCGUACUGACUUCAUCACGGCCAUGAAGGUGCCGGACUCGGCCCAGCUCGGCCCGGGUGAUUUCUACGUGCUCUCGGACCCGUGGAGACAGGAGUGGGAGAAGGGGGUGCAGGUCCCUGCCAGCCUGGAGGCCAUCCCAGAGCCUGUUGUCAGGUUGCUGUCGAUUGAUUCGUCGGACGUUUUUUCAGACAACAUGCAGGAGAAGGGGAGCAUCACCCAGCCCUCCCCCCACCCAGGCCUCCCCCCACCCAGCGCUACAGCUGCUACGACCUGGACGACCUGGAUGUCUCCUGGCUGGAGCUGGUCAACAACGAGUUCAGACAGAUGGCAUUACCAGAGCUGGACGGAGCUGACAAUGGAGUGUGUCCUGGUGGAGCUGGAGAGGCAUCUGCGAGGAGAAGAUGCGGCAGGCCAUCGAGGCGGAGGAAGGCCUAGGCAUCGAGUACGACGAGGACGUGGUGUGUGACGUCUGCCGCUCGCCAGAGGGAGAGGACGGCAACGAGAUGGUGUUCUGUGACAAGUGCAACGUCUGCGUCCAUCAGGCGUGUUAUGGCAUCCUGAAGGUGCCCAGGGGAACUGGUUGUGUCGACCUGCGCCUGGGCGUUCAGCCCAAAUGUCUGCUCUGCCCCAAGAGGGGGGGGGCCCUCAAGCCCACCCGCAGUGGAACCAAGUGGG
This is a messenger RNA of Trematomus bernacchii (emerald rockcod), 1929 nucleotides long. RefSeq lists its product as uncharacterized. The transcript is spliced from 7 exons. NCBI's taxonomy places the organism in Eukaryota, Metazoa, Chordata, Actinopteri, Perciformes, Nototheniidae. The record is from RefSeq and is a predicted model, not a curated record. Bases 1100 to 1720 code for a protein of 206 amino acids.